GAUUCAAAAUGGCGUUGCUUAAAUAUUUGAAGAACAUGUGCUCUGGGCAUUAGAUUGAAGGCCAAAAAAACUACGAGGAAAUAUCGUAAAAUCGAUAUCUCUAAUAUCGCAAGAAGCGUUGAGGGUUCGUGCACUUUCUUGCGUUGUCCGUUGGUCGUGUCACGUGCGAAUAAACAGGAAAAUGGAAGGAACGAAGGACACCGAAAUGCAAAACAACAAAUCCCUGGAGGAAGAAUCACAGAGCAACACCCUGAUGGAUCUCAACAAAAGCAAGGACCAGGAGACGCAAGUCAUUCAACCCCAGCAGGUUAAUAUGGUCGUCAAGGAUACUGUUAUAUUGGAUUCAUCGAACAAUGAAAUCUCAGCUGAAUCUAACACAGAGGAGAAACAGGAUGUGCAGAAAGCCGAAGUGUUUGAUGUGUCGAACAGGUCUCUGUGCAACUUGCUGGUUUACUCGAGUGGAGAUUCAAGCAGCAGUAGCAGUAGUGACAGUGAAUCUGACUCGGAUGAUUCCAGUUCUAGCUCAUCCAGUGAUGUUGAGGAAGUUACCAAUAAACCUGUAUCCGAGACAUCAGCAGCAAAGAAAAACAAUAAGAAGAAGUCUAUGACUUUGCUGGAAACAUUGAAAAGCUUGGGAGAGCUUAGCAUAGAUGAUUUACCACCAGUUCCUGAUGUUUCCUCUCUCAGUAUUAAAGUUGAAGAUUGUCAAAUGAUGGGGAAAGUUUCAAGUAUUGUUGAUAAACUUGUUAUGGUUGAGUCAAUCCCAAAUAUGCCGGCAUAUGAUAUUGAUACACUAUUGUUUAUCAACAAUGGAAAGCAACCUCUGGGAUAUAUUUUCGAUGUGAUUGGGGCCGUAACAUCUCCAAUGUACGCUAUAAGAUUUAACUCAGUGGAUGAGAUAAAAUCCUUAAAUGUAACAAAAGGACUGCCAGUAUUCUCAGCCCCGAAGUCCGAACACACACAAUACGUGUUUGUUCAGCAACUCAUGCAGGCGAAGGGUAGCGACGCAUCUUGGUCGAACGAUUUGGAGGUGCCCCAGGAGUUCGUGGACUAUUCUGACGACGAGGCGGAGUGUAGUAGAAAGAACUCGUUCAGGGGGGAGAAUCGAAAACGUAAUAGCUUAGAGAGGUAUAAGAAUUUCGAGAAAGAUAUGAAUGUGAAAAAUAUUAUAGAUUCGAGGUUGCAUAAGAUCCGGGACAAUACCGAGCCGAUGAAUAAGAAACAGACGACGAACAGUAAUUAUAAACGGCCUCAGCAACAAUACCAACCGAACGGUUACUGGCCUAAUGUUGGGUACUCGCAUGCUAACGCCUCGAAUCAAUCCUGUGCCUUCCCUUACGGAAUGCCACCUUACAUGCAGCCCUUCAGGCCGCAGGGUAUGCCUCCUUUCGUGCCUCCUGCUAACUUCGCUCCCAACGUCUACCCGCCACUGCCCAACGUCCCGAACGCAAUGUUCACGAUGCCUCCGCCACCAAUCGUAGGUCCUCAAGCCAAAGGACAGUCCCAACCGGGAAUGGUUUACCAUCCGCCCGAUAUGGGUCUUCCGCGGCCUCCUGUUCCACCCACCACCGGCUACGUUCCUGCCAACAUGCCCUUCUACGAUCCCCGCAUGGCCCAGAUGUUUCCGAACAUCCCACACGCUAACCGCCCCACCUUCCCGCAACCCAACUUCUAUCCGAAACGCCCAUAGCUAACGAGGAUCCAACCUUAUUUUUACUUUUCAUAUUAUUUCUACUACUCUUAUUUCUGGAUCCAGUAUCCAGUUUUCAGACAGGGUUAAACUUUUGUUGUGUUCCAGAAAGUUUAUUAAGCAUUUUUUUUCUUUACUGUAC
Molecule: messenger RNA, 1832 nt
Organism: Nicrophorus vespilloides
Lineage: Eukaryota; Metazoa; Arthropoda; Insecta; Coleoptera; Silphidae
Product: H/ACA ribonucleoprotein complex non-core subunit NAF1
Exons: 4
Coding region: 182-1690 (502 amino acids)
Biological process (GO): box H/ACA snoRNP assembly; pseudouridine synthesis; ribosome biogenesis
Cellular component (GO): sno(s)RNA-containing ribonucleoprotein complex
Molecular function (GO): RNA binding
Source: RefSeq, a predicted model, not a curated record